Molecule: messenger RNA, 808 nt
Organism: Perca fluviatilis (European perch)
Lineage: Eukaryota; Metazoa; Chordata; Actinopteri; Perciformes; Percidae
Gene: ubald2
Product: UBA-like domain containing 2
Exons: 3
Coding region: 206-757 (183 amino acids)
Molecular function (GO): protein binding
Source: RefSeq, a predicted model, not a curated record
CAAUCAUGAGCGCCGUUCUCUUUGUUGUUGGUGAUGACAUGAAAAUAUUGUUGUUGCUGCUGGUGGAGGCUGCGGAGACAAGCAAGCAGGCAGGAACGGGUUUGAAGGAUUUGAGGCGUUCGGAAAACUCGAUCCAAGUGAAGAUUUCAUUUAUUUAGUUGUAUUUUCGACUUUGCAGCAACUGCGUGUUGCGGGGAAAGCGGUCAUGUCGGUGAAUAUGGACGAACUCAGACAUCAAGUCAUGAUCAACCAGUUUGUUUUGACGGCUGGAUGCGCCGCCGAUCAGGCGAAGCAGCUUCUACAAGCGGCCCACUGGCAGUUUGAGACGGCCUUAAGCUCCUUCUUCCAGGAGGCCAACAUCCCCAGUCACCACCACCAGAUGAUGUGCACUCCCAGAAACACUCCCGCCACGCCGCCCAACUUCCCGGACGCCAUCACCAUGUUCUCCAAGCUGCGGGCGUCUGAUUGUGGCCCCGGCGCGGCCAGCGGACCCUCACAGGCGUCCAUGGCCUGCUCCCCCCCGGCCCCCUCCUCCUCCACGUCGGGCUUCAGCUCCUUCUGGGCCUCGUCGCCGCCCAGCCACCAGCCGGCCUGGCUACCCCCGUCGUCGCCCACGGGCCACCACAUGCACCACCACCACUACCACCACCACCACCACCACCACCACAUGCAACAGACUCCCAUGUGGCCCCCCGUCUCUCAGCCCAGCAACUCCCAGCAGCCCCCCGUCGUAUCGGUGCUCCACGGCCAGAGAUGAGACUGAGCGGCGGGCUGCCUGCGAGGGGCGGGGGGGGGGCGGGGGCAGGGA